UGUACCCUGGUCUUAUCGUCCCUUCCUACAGAGCGCUCUCUCCAGCCAUGUCCUCCCGGGAACGUCGGACGGAAUUCUUCAUCAAAACCGAGCCGGCUUCACCCGACAGCCUGGUCCAACACAGCCCCAGUGGGUCUUCCGACACCAGCACCAGCGGGGCUCCUGCUGAACUCGAGACCGCUAGCACCUUACCAGCCGGCACGGGAGCUUCCCGCCGACGUCACGACGACGACCCCGAUGAAGCUCCCGGCCGGGGGAAAUACAUGCUGAACACGAUGCCCAAGCGGCUGUGCUUGGUCUGUGGGGACAUCGCCUCGGGCUACCACUACGGGGUGGCUUCCUGCGAAGCCUGCAAAGCAUUCUUCAAGCGAACGAUCCAAGGGAGCAUUGAGUACAGCUGUCCGGCCACCAAUGAGUGUGAAAUCACCAAACGUCGGCGGAAAGCCUGCCAGGCGUGCCGUUUCACCAAGUGCCUGCGCGUGGGCAUGCUGAAGGAAGGGGUUCGCCUUGAUCGGGUUCGUGGGGGUCGCCAGAAAUAUAAGCGCCGGCCAGAGAUGGAAGGUGCCCCCUAUCCCAGCACGUUUGUGACCCCACAGAUUGCCACAGCUACCGCCAAGAAGUCAGCGCCGAUGAACACAAUGGUGUCACACUUGUUGGUCGCCGAACCAGAGAAACUCUACGCCAUGCCUGAUCCGGCGCUUCCCGAGGGUCCGGCGAAAGCCGCGAGCACUUUGUGUGAUCUGGCCGACCGGGAAAUUGUGGUCAUCAUCGGCUGGGCCAAAAAUAUACCAGGGUUCCCAGCGUUGUCCUUGGCCGAUCAGAUGUCCGUCCUGCAGAGCGUCUGGCUGGAAGUUUUACUCCUUGGCGUCGCCUGGCGCUCGCUGCCUUGUGAAGAUGAGAUUGUGUUUGCGGAAGACUUUGCGCUCGACGAAGAGGCGGCCCGGAUGGCGGGACUGCUGGAGCUGAGCAGCGUGGUCCUCCAGCUGGUGCGGAAAUACCGGGCGCUACGUUUGGAGCGCGAGGAAUAUGUGCUGCUGAAGGCGUUGGCGCUUGCCAACUCAGACUCCGUUCAUAUCGAGGACAUGGCGGCCGUGCAACACCUCCGGGACGUCCUCCACGAGGCAUUGCUGGAGUACGAAGCCUCACGGCGCCCCGAGGAGCCGCGCCGCGCCGGCCGCCUUUUGCUGACCCUCCCGCUCCUGCGCCAAACCGCCACCCGGGUCCUGCACCAUUUCUACAGCCUGAAACUGGAAGGCAAAACCCCGAUGCACAAGCUCUUCUUGGAGAUGUUGGAAGCCAUGAUGGACUGAAGGCAGGAGAGGCUGAGAAUUGGGAGGGGGUCAGGAUUCAGGAGGGUGGGGGAGCCCAGGCAUCCAGGGUGGGGGUUGGGGAGUGGGUGCGAAGCGCGCAACCGAGACCAGCAGCCGCAGAGGCCUGGAUGCGGAUUCUUCCACCCUCUGAAUUCCCGCCCGCGGCUAUCGCGCUGCUAAGAUGCAUUUCACCAUAUGCAAACCUCGCGGUCGCCUCCACGCCUCCCAAGCUUCACGCACCGCGGAGAAACGCCAUCACUGCAACGCAGGCACCACGGCAAACCUCCCCGGAUUUGAUUUGACACCUGGAGGGGGGGGGCGGUUGGUGGAGACGGGGACAAAACAUUUGGGAAGCCAUACUUUUAAUUUUCCUUUAUUGAUGGGGAAGUCGGGGUGGGGUGCAGGGAAGGGGAUUAAACAAGGUUUCUCCUCUUUGGCAGCAGGAAGGGGAGGAGGGGUUGGACUUCAAUUCCCAGAAUCCCCCAGUCAGCUUGCUUUAAGAGAAGGGCGGAGAUUUUGACUCCCGGAUUUCCUCAGGCAACAUGGUUUUAAGAUGGGGGUCCCAGAAUCCCCCAGCCGGCAUGCUUUAAACUAGGUGGACGUCAACUCCCAGAAUCCCCCAGCAAGCACACUUUCAGCUGGGUGGACCACAACUCCCAGAAUCCAUGCAGGCGGAGGAACUCUGGGAGUUGUAGUCCAGCCUUCUAGCUGCCAAGGCUGAGAGAAGAGGAGGUUAGGUCCUGUAACGCCAGCAGUGUUGAGCCGUUAAGUGUUGUGAAACGAAGACGGGGCUCUUUAGCUUACAGGAUGGCGGGCGGGGGGGGAAUCGGAGCUGUCCCACCCCAGAUGAGAAUGAACCUCGUUUGGGUCGGGGAACCCCAGCCGAACGUCCCUGUGGGUUUGUUUUGGGUGGGGGGGUCUUUUCCUGCUGCCUAGGUUUCUUCCCUCCGGUGUCUCUUUGUUCCUAUGCUCGGGCUCUGCCCCGAUCCAAAGCACCUUAAGACAUUGUGGGAAGUUAUGGCUCCAGGAAUUCGGGGUUUAGACCAUGGGGAGGGGAAGAAGGGAAGGCCUGGGACAACCCCCCCCCCUCAUUUUGCCUUGGUGUGCAACCUCAGGGGAGGGAUACACCUCCGCCUUUCCCUGCCCCAUUCCUACCAUCUGCCUCCUUCUCUCCUUCCCCUCCCAGAUCAUCCCUUUGAAGCAAUAAUUUUGAAUAAUAAUAAUAAACGGGAUGCGGAAAGAGUUGGGGUCUCCGAGGUGGGGGGAAUCUGCCUCAUUCACAUGCAACCUGCCUUCAAACCCAGGAAAAAAUGGUGGGCUGUGGUGAAGAAGUAAGCCCCACUCCCUCCGAGACAGAAUAAUAAUAAUAAUAAAUAAAGGCCGGUCCUUUCGUUCUUGCAUCCUUCGCCGAAUUCCCACA
Molecule: messenger RNA, 2730 nt
Organism: Pseudonaja textilis
Lineage: Eukaryota; Metazoa; Chordata; Lepidosauria; Squamata; Elapidae
Source: RefSeq, a predicted model, not a curated record